Molecule: messenger RNA, 630 nt
Organism: Penaeus monodon (black tiger shrimp)
Lineage: Eukaryota; Metazoa; Arthropoda; Malacostraca; Decapoda; Penaeidae
Product: mannose-binding protein C-like
Source: RefSeq, a predicted model, not a curated record
AUGAAUACCAACCCAACAUUAAUCGUUUGUCUUUCUUGCCGAAAAUCAAGCUCCAUUGCAGCAUCCAGUGCGAGGCGGACAUCCUUUGCAAAGGAUUCUGCUACAGCUCCUCACAACUCCUGUGCAAGAUCUCCCACAUUGACGUCGGCAUGGCAGGCAGGAAUGCAAUUGCAACUCCUGGAUUCAACAUGUUCUGGACAGGUUACGUCCAAAGGUUUCUUGCGCUACGGAGAUAAGGCUUAUCGACACUUUGCCUCCUCGAAGACCCACUGGGAUGCCAGGAACAGCUGCUGGAACGUAAAUGCUUCGUUGGCAGUGCCCCUGAACGCAGGAGAGAAUGCAUUCCUAGCUUCACUCGUGAACACCGGCACAUUCUGGAUUCUGGCUGAUGACGCAACAACGGAAGGCGUUUGGGUGAAUACAGAUACAAGCGACCCACUACCCUACGCCAGGUGGAUAGUUGGCCAACCCGACAACGCCGGUGGAACGGAAGACUGCGCAGAAAUUACUUACCAGGCCCUGUGGAAUGACCUCCCCUGUACUCUCUCUCGCUACUAUGCUUGUGAAAUUCCUGUGGCUCAGUGUGAUCAGCUGAAGGACGAUAUUCGCUGCAGUUACUUGCUCUAGGCC